This is a messenger RNA of Candidula unifasciata, 281 nucleotides long. NCBI's taxonomy places the organism in Eukaryota, Metazoa, Mollusca, Gastropoda, Stylommatophora, Geomitridae. The record is from the annotation of a GenBank genome assembly.
AAGCCGACUGUGAUGGUACUUUUGAAGUAGACAUUAAACUUAUAAAUGGAACAGUGAAAGAGAAUUAUCCUGUUGUACUUGCCAACACAGUUCUCGCGGAGAAAACCAGAAUAUGGGCACAAGAAAAUCAGAGGGGACCUCCAGAAUUGGCAGAUGUGGUGCUUGUUCUUGUAGAUCCUCAUGGCGGACAAAAACUCAUGGAUGAUCAUAAGCGUAUUGAGGACUACCUUGAUAAUCUUGCAAGCAGCUCAAUUGAAUUUAUAUAUAAAAGGCAACCAUAG